AUGGCAAGCUCAACAACUGCGGAGAAAAAGUCCCGCUACAGUGAUAUCGUUGAUGAACCUGUGCAUAAUCUUCUCGCACCCAUAAAAGGUUACCAAGAUAAACCACUCGUUUCACUUUCAGACGCGAUUGAUCCAGUUGCUGGUUUCUUCAAUGAAAUCGAAGACAAUGCUUUAGUUGCUUUACAUAAUUGUCAAAAUCCAGCUGAUGGUCUGACUCAACAAGAAUCAGCUUCCAUACAUCUUUACACAAUGGAGUUCGAUGGUGGACCAAGUUUAUAUCGGUUAUUCACGGCAAAUGCGAGUGUGGCGUGGUAUCCGUGA
Molecule: messenger RNA, 321 nt
Organism: Adineta ricciae
Lineage: Eukaryota; Metazoa; Rotifera; Eurotatoria; Adinetida; Adinetidae
Source: the annotation of a GenBank genome assembly